Mustela erminea (ermine) is the source of this 417-nucleotide messenger RNA. Its product is annotated as cytochrome P450 4A12A-like. The record is from RefSeq and is a predicted model, not a curated record. Gene Ontology annotation, molecular function: iron ion binding; oxidoreductase activity, acting on paired donors, with incorporation or reduction of molecular oxygen; monooxygenase activity. The coding region runs from base 1 to 417 and encodes 138 amino acids. NCBI's taxonomy places the organism in Eukaryota, Metazoa, Chordata, Mammalia, Carnivora, Mustelidae. The transcript has 4 exons.
AUGGAGAUUGAGGAGAAGCGGCUCUCACUGUGGCUGCCAAGCUGUGUGUGGGUAAACCUGGGCCCCACAGGCAGGUAUGAUCUGUCUUCUUUCUUCUGCCCGACUGGAUUCUUAGUCUUGCUCUCCUUUUAUGCCCUUCACCACAACCCAAAGAUAUGGCCAAACGCAGAGGUGUUUGACCCUUCCCGGUUUGCACCGGGUUCCUCUCAACACAGCCAUGCUUUCCUGCCCUUCUCAGGAGGAUCAAGGAACUGUAUCGGGAAGACUUUUGCCAUGAACGAGAUGAAGGUGGCAGUGGUCCUGACCCUGCUCCGCUUUGAGCUGGCACCACAUCCUUUUAAGGUCCCUGUUCCCACUCCAAGAAUUAUGUUGAUGUCCAAGAAUGGGAUCUACCUGCAUCUCAGGAAGCUCCUCUAA